This is a messenger RNA of Callithrix jacchus (white-tufted-ear marmoset), 1663 nucleotides long. The record is from RefSeq and is a predicted model, not a curated record. NCBI's taxonomy places the organism in Eukaryota, Metazoa, Chordata, Mammalia, Primates, Cebidae.
GUAUGGUUUCCAGUGGUAAUAAUGUACGUGUCGUCAGAAAUCUUGCAGUCCCCGCGGGCCUCCCUCUAAAUGAGACAACGUUUGCAGCCUUGCUAAAGAAGCAAGGGUACAGCACGGGGCUUAUAGGCAAAUGGCACCAAGGCCUGAACUGUGACUCCCGAAGUGACCACUGCCACCAUCCAUAUAAUUACGGGUUUGACUACUACUAUGGCAUGCCAUACACUCUCAUUGACAGCUGCUGGCCGGCCCCCUCUCGUAACAUGGAACUAGCCUUUGAGAGUCGGCUCUGGCUCUGCGUACAGCUGGUUGCCAUUGCUGUACUCACACUAACCUUUGGGAAACUGAGUGGCUGGGUCUCUGUUCCCUGGCUCCUGAUCUUCUCCAUGAUUCUGUUUAUUUUCCUCUUGGGCUAUGCUUGGCUCUCCAGCUACACGUCCCGUUUAUACUGGGACUGCCUCCUCAUGCGGGAGCACGAGAUCACAGAGCAGCCCAUGAAGGCCGAACGAGCUGGAUCCAUUAUGGUGAAGGAGGCGAUUUCCUUUUUAGAAAGGCACCGUGAGGAACCUUUCCUCCUCUUCUUCUCCUUUCUUCACGUGCACGUACCUCUCCCCACCACAGACGAUUUCAUUGGCACCAGCAAGCAUGGCUUAUAUGGGGACAAUGUGGAAGAGAUGGACUCCAUGGUGGGCAAGAUUCUUGAUGCUAUAGAUGAGUUUGGCCUAAGGAACGACACCCUCGUCUACUUUGCAUCAGACCACGGAGGGCAUUUGGAGGCUAGGCGAGGUCAUGCCCAACUUGGUGGUUGGAACGGAAUAUACAAAGGUGGAAAAGGCAUGGGGGGCUGGGAAGGUGGAAUCCGCGUCCCAGGAAUUGUUCGAUGGCCUGGAAAGAUACCAGCUGGACAGUUGAUUACGGAAGCUACAAGCUUAAUGGAUAUUUUACCAACUCUCGCAUCAGUGUCAGGAGGAAGUCCCCCUCAGGACAGGGUAAUCGACGGCAGCGACCUCAUGCCCUUGCUGCAGGGCAACAUCCAGCACUCGGAACAUGAGUUUCUUUUCCACUACUGCAGCUCCUACCUGCAUGCCGUGCGGUGGAUCCCCAAAGAUGACAGUGGCGCAGUUUGGAAGGCUCACUACGUGACCCCGAUUUUCCAACCACCAUCUUCUGGUGCCUGCUAUGUCACCUCAUUAUGCAAAUGUUUCGGAGAACAGGUUACCUAUCACAACCCCCCUCUGCUGUUCGAUCUCUCCAGGGACCCCUCGGAGUCCACACCCCUGACACCUGACACAGAGCCCCUCCACGAUUUUGUGAUUAAAAAGGUGGCCGCCGCCCUGAAGGAACAUCAGGAAACCAUCGUGCCCGUGACCUACCAACUCGCAGAACGGAAUCAGGCCAGGGAGUGGCUGACUCCGUGCUGUGGGGUGUUUCCAUUUUGUCUGUGUGACAAGGAAGGGGAACUCUCUUAGCUCCGGAUGCCAAGAAGAAGAGAUAAUUACAAUCAGGUUACCAAAGGUCAAUAACUUUGGUGCUCUCAAGUUUGCAGGGAGUACAUUCAAGAGCCAAUAAAUUCAUCUACCACUCCAGAUUAUGAAAGGCCCACUACUUAUUCCACUUGCUGCUAACUUUUUUUUUAUUCCUGUGGAUAAAUGUUUAUUGAAAUUUG